CUGCUGGUGAUUUUGAGUGGAAAUAUGAUUGUGAAGAUAGGCGCUGCCGCAGUCGUCAUGUACUCAUUUGUAGCUUCCACUAUUGCUUCCACGUUUAUGCUAUUUUUCGGACAUAAUCAACCAUAUGUAAUAAUUUUCUUCAUGUUUUUUGAUAGUAUCGCUGUGCAUUCAGUUGCUCCACUGUUUCAAGUUCUCUUAGCCGAUUUCAUUGACGAGGAUGCUACUCAUUUCUCAAGGCAAAAACCGAUUUCUUCUACAGUGUACAGUUUAGCCGCUUUACUGGUUAGGCCAGCGCAGUCAGUGGCACCUUUCGUUAUCGUUAUGAUCCUAACUCAAUAUGGAUAUAAGGAAUAUCAGGCAGACAGUAUGGCAAGCGUACUUCUUGUUAAUUGUAUGUUUUACGUUCUUUGUUUCACAACAAUGCUGACCGGUACUGUACAGUUGCUCAUUUUUUAUCCGUUUUGUCGACAGUGCAUGCUAAAACGCAACAAAAGUGACAUUCUUGUGUAG
Gongylonema pulchrum is the source of this 510-nucleotide messenger RNA. Lineage: Eukaryota; Metazoa; Nematoda; Chromadorea; Rhabditida; Gongylonematidae. The record is from the annotation of a GenBank genome assembly.